Messenger RNA from Lytechinus pictus (painted urchin), 873 nucleotides. Its product is annotated as monocarboxylate transporter 14-like. The transcript has 4 exons. Gene Ontology annotation, cellular component: membrane. Lineage: Eukaryota; Metazoa; Echinodermata; Echinoidea; Temnopleuroida; Toxopneustidae. The record is from RefSeq and is a predicted model, not a curated record. The coding region runs from base 1 to 873 and encodes 290 amino acids. Gene Ontology annotation, biological process: transmembrane transport. Gene Ontology annotation, molecular function: monocarboxylic acid transmembrane transporter activity.
AUGGGGGUUUUCAUCUUGCCAAUCAUAACGAAUGUCCUGCUCGAAGCCUACGGACCACACAACGCCCUUCUCGUUUUAGGCGGUCUUUGCCUUAACAUGUUACCAUUUGGUCUGGUCUUCAAAUUGCCAGAGGAAAUUCAAAAGAGACGACCUGCGCCGGCUUGUGAGCAUCUCUUGGAGGUUGCGGAUACUGAAAGAUGCGAUAGAAGGAAAAUACCUGAAAACACUGAAUAUUUCCCCACCUCGAAAAAGAGACACACAGAUCCAAAUACUGAAGCCCAUGGUGUCCAAAACUGGACAACUCUCCCCUUGCCAUGUGACAUCUUUGGUACCUUCACUUUAACCAGCUUCAGCAUAUUCAUUGUACAUUUUGCCAUCUCUGUCGGAAUCCCUGAAACCAAUGCGGUCUUUGUUGGAACUAUGGGAGGUGUCGGAGGCCUGUUUGCCAGGGUGUCAGGCACUGUUAUCUUACACUUUCAUCCAACCUGGGUGUUAGGUCAAUACGUAGCACUCAGCUCUCUGACAUCGCUGAUGCUGUUUCUUCAACCCUUGAGGGCGUCGUACACCUACCUCCUUGUCUGUUCCUUCUUCUUGGGCUUUGGUCUUUAUGGUGGCGUUUGCCUCAUUGAAGCACUGGUGUCCAUCGUCGUCAAGCCAGAAGUCUUUCCCACAACGAUUUCUAUCUCGUAUCUUUUCAAAGGCGUCGGUUCUGUCCUGGCUGCUUAUAGUUCAGGUUUGCUGUACGAUAUAACUCAAUCGAAUGAGAUAGUCUUUUAUAUUCUCGGUGUCUUACAAGCGAUUACUGUCGGCAUCAUCAUCAUACUCCUAGUCACCAGGAAGCGAUUGGCAAAUAGCACCAACAAAGAGAUAUGA